This is a messenger RNA of Dictyostelium purpureum, 1026 nucleotides long. RefSeq lists its product as uncharacterized. The record is from RefSeq and is a predicted model, not a curated record. Gene Ontology annotation, molecular function: zinc ion binding; N-acylphosphatidylethanolamine-specific phospholipase D activity. Lineage: Eukaryota; Evosea; Eumycetozoa; Dictyosteliales; Dictyosteliaceae. Gene Ontology annotation, cellular component: cytoplasm. The transcript has a single exon. The coding region runs from base 1 to 1026 and encodes 341 amino acids.
AUGUCAAUAUCCAGUAAUUUACAAAAAGUUAAAACGAUUUUUAAAAAUGGAAGAUUCGAAAAUCCAUUCGGUUCAAAAUUAGUAGGGUUUAAAGAUGUUUAUGGAUAUUUAAAGGAAAGAAACAAGAUCGAAAUUAAACCAUUAACAGAUCACGAAAAAGAACAUGUUCAUCCAGUGUUAAAACCAGAUUUCAGUUUAAUUAAAAAAGAAUACGAUGCUAAAAAGACAAUGCGUUCAACAUGGAUAGGUCAUAGUACAUGUUUAAUUCAAAUGGAGGGAUACACAUUUAUAACCGACCCUGUAUUUAGCAGAUAUAUUACACCGUUCCCAUAUUUACCUAUAGGUCCAAAGCGUAUUAGAGAUCCAGCAUGCAAAAUUCAAGAGUUACCUAAAAUAGAUUUUGUUGUUAUUAGUCACGCACACUACGAUCAUCUCGAUCGUCCAUCAGUAAUAGAAAUUAACAAAUUAUACAAACCAAAAUUCUUUGUACCAAGAGGUCUCAAAUCAUGGUUUUUAAAAAAUGGAAUCGAAAAUGUUCAAGAGUUGGAUUGGUGGGACGAAGUUACAUACAAUAAUAAUUUAAAAUUAAUAUACACACCAGCAAACCACGGUUCACAAAGAGGAUUGUUUGAUAGAAAUUCAAGUUUAUGGGGCGGUUGGGUUGUCAAGGGUGAAAAUAAAACUAUGUAUUUUGCAGGUGAUACAGCCGAUCAUCACUCUCUAUUCAAAUCAAUAGGUCAUCAUUAUGGUCCAUUUGACUUUUCAUUAAUUCCUAUUGGUGCAUAUGACCAAUUUCGUGAAUUUAUGAAGCAUCAUCAUUGUAAUGUUGAAGAAGCCGUAAGAAUCCACAAAGAACUAACUAGUAAAAGGUCAUUCGGAGUACAUUGGGGUACCUUUAUUUUAUCGACCGAGCCAUUAUUAGAGCCGCCAAAACUAUUAAUAACAGAAUGCGAAAAAGCAAAUAUUUUCAACAAAAAUGAAUUUUUUACUUCAAAAAUUGGUGAAACUGCAAUUAUCGAAGAUUAA